AUGUUCCGUCAAAUCUCGGUACACGAAGAUGACCGUAAAUAUCAAAAAAUCUUAUGGAGAUCGUCUUCGGACUUCCCAAUUCAGGAAUUCGCGCUAGCAACCGUCACUUACGGUACUACCAGCGCUCCAUACUUAGCAAUGAGAGUGCUGCGACAGCUUGCCGACGACGAGGGUCAUGCCUCACCUUUAGCAGCAUCGAUCUUAAGGGACAUGAUCUUCGUGGACGAUGUAUUGUUCGGUGCCCACGACCUUUCCGAAGUACGCGAAAUUCGGAAUCAAUUGGUGGCCCUGCUACGCAAAGGCGGUUUUAACUUGAGAAAAUGGACUAGUAAUGCUCCAGAAUUACUCAACGAUAUCGAACCUACCAAUCAUGGCUUGGCACUCGAAAAGGCAUUCGACCAUAACGAAAGUGUACGUAUUUUAGGUUUAGCUUGGAGUCCGGGAGCGGACGUAUAUCGAUUUUCUGUGAUACAGGAGGAGUAUCCUGUCGUCUCGAAGAGAGUAGUCCUCUCAAUAAUCUCUCGACUUUUUGACCCGUUGGGUUGGCUCGCCCCCGUAGUUAUAGUCGCGAAAGUCUUCAUGCAAUCCCUUUGGAAGGAACCAUUGGAAUGGGAUACCGACCUUCCCCUGCCCUUGAGAACGACGUGGGAUAGGUUCUAUGCUUCACUCCCAUUCCUUACCCAGAUCGAAAUCCCUCGGUGGAUCGGUCUCGCUCCAGGCGUCGUUAAGGUAGAAUUGCACGGAUUUUCCGAUGCUUCCUCAUCGGCAUAUGCAGCCGUAGUAUAUGCAAGAAUCGAAGACGAGACCGGAAGAGUCACCGUUAGCUUACUAUCUAGCAAAACUAAGGUUGCUCCAAUAAAACAGCUGACGACACCGCGGUUGGAGCUCAACGGUGCUUGCUUACUUGCUCGACUCACGGCGUCCUUGAGUUCCACUCCAGAAUUUGCCUCCGCGGCGCGAUAUAGCUGGACCGAUGCCACCAUUGUCAUUGCCUGGUUAGGGCAGCAAUCUUCUCAUUGGCGAACUUUCGUGGGAAACCGAGUCUCCGAAAUUCACACCUUAUUACCCGAAGUCUCGUGGCGUCACGUGCCUGGCCCCGAAAAUCCUGACGAUCUGGCAUCUCGUGGCCUGCCUCCUCAAGAGAUCAUCUCAGAGCAGCUUUGGUGGCACGGCCCUCCUUGGCUUAGCCAGAGUGUUUCGAAUUGGCCAACGUUUAUUCCUUCGUUAUCAGAGACGGAUUCAUUAGAGGAGAAAACGGUUAGCGCCCGGGUGCAUCUCGCUGCGACAAAUGAGGGUGAUAUAGCGAGCAGAUUCUCGUCUUGGCCAAGACUUUUGAGGGUUACCGUCUACAUAUUUCGAUGGUUAGAUCGCUACAGGCGGGGGCCAGCUACUUCCCACACUCUGACACUAAAUGAGAAGGAAAUUGAGCACGCCAAACGGCGGUGGAUCUCGUUGCUGCAGACACGGCAAUUCCCUAAGGAGAUUCACACACUUAGAAGUAUAGAACCUAUUAAAGACGGGACUCAUCAUUUGUGUCUAGGAGUCGAGUUGCACCGCGAGAGUCCUUUGCGACGCUUAAACCCCUUCCUGGACGCAGACGGACUCUUGAGGGUUGGAGGACGUUUGGGUAACAGUACAUUCGAUGAAAAUAGAAAACAUCCGUAUAUUUUGCGAAACGACCAGUUAACGCGAUUAAUUGUAUUGGAGGCCCACAAACGUUGUCUCCAUGGCGGGAUUAUGAUGACUUUGGCAACGCUUCGUAACAAUUUUUGGAUGUUGCAGGCAAGAAAACUCGUCAGAUCGGUCAUCUAUCGUUGUGUCACGUGUGCAAGGAUCAGGGCCGAGUUACCGUCUCAAAUUAUGAGCGCGUUGCCCGAAUGUCGUGUAUCGCUCCCGGCUCGUCCGUUUAUAAAUUGCGGAAUCGACUACGCGGGCCCAAUUUCGGUUCGCGUGGUGGGCGGUCGUGGAAUCCGUUCGCAUAAGGCGUACGUGGCGGUUUUCGUGUGCAUGGCCAUAAAGGCGGUCCACCAAGAGCUUGUAUGUGAUUACUCGACAGCUGCCUUUCUUGCAGCUUUUUAUAGAUUCUGCUCUAGGAGAGGUCUGCCACGGGCUUUGUACAAUGAUAGAGGAACGAAUUUCAAGGGUGCGGACGAGAAACUGCGCAAUGCGUACGUGGGUGCCCUUGCUCCCUCCGACUAA
Molecule: messenger RNA, 2199 nt
Organism: Cyphomyrmex costatus
Lineage: Eukaryota; Metazoa; Arthropoda; Insecta; Hymenoptera; Formicidae
Exons: 1
Coding region: 1-2199 (732 amino acids)
Molecular function (GO): nucleic acid binding
Source: RefSeq, a predicted model, not a curated record